AUGGGCAUUUUGUCAUUUGACAUUUUGUCGGGUGGCAUUUUGUCGCGUGGCAUUUUGUCGCGUGGCAAAAGGUCCGUGUUACGUCAUCCUUAUUUUCUCUGCCCGUCUCUUCAGGGGCGGGGCGAUAAUCAAUCAAUAAAAAGAAAGGGAUGUUAUAGUAGUUUUGAAGAAAAUGCUUUUUCACCUCAACCUAUGAAACGUGUCAUAACACCUGAACUUCCGAGAUUACCUGCGCCGCCUACUGAAACCUCUCUUCCUGAAGAAUACAUGCGCGAUGAUUUUUGGGACAGAUUAAGUAAAAACAAGGACGUGCAGGAAGGAGUUUGUGGAGAAUGGGUAAAGGGAAAAGCUGGACAUUUAACAUUUGAAGGGUUACUCUGUCUGCGAGAUGGCGAAUGGGUCAACGGUGAUCUAAUUGAUGCAUAUCUCCAACAUAUAUGUAGACGAAAUGGUACUAAUCUUGUCUCCCCUCAUAUAGAUAGCAAAGAAAAUACUGAUGAUUAUGCUCCAGAUAAUAGAAUUCAAUAUAUACCUACAUUUGCUUUGUCCCGCUACAAAACAAAAAAACAAAUCAGCUCGAAGUGGUAUUGGAAGAUGGAAGGUGUUGAACUUGUCUUGGCUCCCGUGCAUAUCAACAAAAGCCACUGGGCUAUGUCUUUCGCAAGAAUGCAAAAGAAGGAAAUUAUAGUAAUGGACUCUAUAAAUAAUGGACGUGCUGGAAGCACGAAAAAAGACUUUAUGAACAUGCUUUUGAACAUUCUUAUGGAUGCUGCUGAUCAGUUUGCAAUGGAUAUAGGCAAAAGAGAAGACUGGACAUUAAAAGAAUUGCUAGAUGUACCGCAACAACAGAAUGGAAUAGAUUGCGGUAUUUUUUCCCUCUUAUUUGCGUAUUAUGAAGUUGAUGGAAGAUGUAUGGACUUUACUCAAGAACACAUUAGCUAUUUUAGAAGGAAAAUAUGUAGAGAUUUGUUACCAAGCCAAUAG
Meloidogyne enterolobii is the source of this 984-nucleotide messenger RNA. The record is from the annotation of a GenBank genome assembly. Lineage: Eukaryota; Metazoa; Nematoda; Chromadorea; Rhabditida; Meloidogynidae.